This is a messenger RNA of Hirsutella rhossiliensis, 807 nucleotides long. Its product is annotated as mpv17 / PMP22 family domain-containing protein. The record is from RefSeq and is a predicted model, not a curated record. The transcript is spliced from 3 exons. Gene Ontology annotation, cellular component: cytoplasm; membrane. Lineage: Eukaryota; Fungi; Ascomycota; Sordariomycetes; Hypocreales; Ophiocordycipitaceae. The coding region runs from base 1 to 807 and encodes 268 amino acids.
AUGUCGGUCAAGUUCGAGCGCGAAACGCUCAAGCAGACGGCCCAGAAUGUCCUGUCCAGCGCCGUCCCCGAAGACGGCAACAUCCCCGGCACCAGCGGCAAGCAUCCCAUCGCCGAGAAGGUCGGCACCGCUCUCACCGGCGGCCUCCAGAACGCCGGCACAAAGGGCUACCUAGCGGCAUACAUUAAGCAGCUCGAGUCGAAUCCGCUGCGCACAAAGAUGCUCACCGCCGGCUCCCUAGCCGGAGCCCAAGAGCUCAUCGCGUCCUGGCUCGCCAAGGAUCGCAAUAAGCAUGGCCAUUACUUCACCUCGCGUGUCCCCAAGAUGGCCGCCUACGGAGCCCUCAUCAGCGCUCCCCUCGGUCACUUUCUCAUCUGGCUGCUCCAGAAGUUCUUUCGCGGCCGCACCAGUCUCCGCGCCAAGGUGAUGCAAAUCGUCGUGAGCAACUUGCUUAUCGCCCCCAUCCAAAACAGCAUCUACCUGGUCGCCAUGGCCCUAAUUGCCGGCGCGCGCACAUAUCACCAGGUUCGCGCCACUGUCAAGGUCGGCUUCUGGAGAGUCAUGCGUGUCUCGUGGGUCACCUCGCCCAUCUGCCUCGCCUUCGCCCAGAAAUUCCUCCCCGACGAACUGUGGGUGCCUUUCUUCAACUUGGUAUCCUUCGUCAUUGGUACCUACAUCAACACCGUCACCAAGAAGAAGCGCCUCGCUGCCCUGCGCAGGAAGCACUUUGGCGACGGUCGCAACAAUGGCAUGGGCCGGCCCGAGGACUACCCCCCUCCCCCCAUGGGCCCGAACCCUCCCUACUGA